This is a messenger RNA of Alosa alosa (allis shad), 2265 nucleotides long. RefSeq names its product FIP1 like 1a (S. cerevisiae) (gene fip1l1a). The record is from RefSeq and is a predicted model, not a curated record. NCBI's taxonomy places the organism in Eukaryota, Metazoa, Chordata, Actinopteri, Clupeiformes, Clupeidae. Bases 224 to 1903 code for a protein of 559 amino acids. The transcript has 18 exons. Gene Ontology annotation, molecular function: RNA binding. Gene Ontology annotation, cellular component: mRNA cleavage and polyadenylation specificity factor complex.
UGGGGUUGUCCACUGUCGGGUGAAAGGUGAACAGUGUGUUCCAUAGAAACGUGUUUGAUCUCUGUUGACUACGUUGUCAUUUAACAGCUGGAAUCCACUUUGAAUAAGUGUACCACUGUCGAUUGACAUCUUUCUAACUGUUUCAUGAGAGCGCAUUUGAGCGUCACAAUUUUCAACCACUUGUCAGGCUAUUUUUGUGGGGUUCAUUUAAUUGAACGGUAUAAUGUCCACAGAGGAGACGGAAAAAGCAACCGAUAGUGGCACGGAUGACGAAGAAGAGUGGCUAUAUGGAGAUGAUGAUGAAGAACAAAAGGACAGUUGUGGGCCUGUCUUAAAUGUUACAGUGACCACGCGUCAUGACACAGAUGUACUCUCAUUGGCUGAGGGACAGGUGAAUGAUGGGAACGAUGUGGCAAAUCAGCACAAGAGUGAAGAAGAAAGUGAUAGUGAUAGUGAUGAUGAUGACGUUUGUGUCACCAUUGGUGACAUCAAGCCAGGGGGAAGUGAAAACACGGCCUUUGGAACCCCGGCUGUGAAUUUCAACACAAAGACCUCAGGAUGGACGCUUGGCUCAGGGGGCAAGAGCAAAGGUGUGGAUAUGAACGCCGAGGGGAGUGUGAAUGGAACUCCCCUGCUGGAGGUGGACGUGGAGUCCUUUGAUGAGAAGCCAUGGAAGAAACCAGGUGCGGACCUCUCUGACUACUUCAACUACGGCUUUAACGAGGAGACCUGGAAGAUCUAUUGUGACAAACAGAGGAGGCUUCGUAUGAGUCUGGAGGUCAUGAGUUUGGGAUCAUCUAAAACUCUGGGUCGAUCAAGUCACCAUAGUGACCACUCCAAGUCUGACAGCUUCUAUAUUUCGGCUUCCAGCUCGUCAAGGAAGUCGAGCAACUCCAUCAAUGUCAUCGGAGGACAGUCGGGAGCCAUCAGCCGAUUAGAAGGGCGAAGAAGACACAAUGCUGAUGGAAAUGUCAUCCAGGUGAUCUCAAAGCCGUCCUCUGAUGGUGAGAGCACGCCCACCAAGAUGCCUUUCUUCCCUCCGAACAUCCCCCCUCCCCCUCUGCCCCCUCCCCCCAGUCAUUGCUCCACCCCCUCUCUCAUCCCUCCGCCAAGGCUUCCGAUCAGUGUUCCUCCACCUGGUUUCCCUCCCCCUCCAGGUGCUCCCCCUCCCUCUCUGAUAACGUCACUGGACAGACUGCUGCGCUACAGAAGCAGGAGAUCCAGUGGCAGGCACAGCAGGGAAGAGCGCAGUGACAGAGACAGAGAGCGCAGCCACUCCCCCAUCAGCAGAAGCUCAUACAGCAGCCGCUCCGGAGGAGGCUACGACGCCCGCUCCGCCCCGCCAUUCCCCUUCCCAGCAGGUGUGUACCCACCCAUGCUAGGAGGCAUGGCGUCAUGGCCAGGGCUGAUUGACAGCGGCAAGGCCUGGGAGUACUACUCCCGACGGGACAGUGCCCGGGAACGCGACAGAGAGCGCGAGAAGACCCGAGAGAGGGGACACGAGAGGGAGCGGGAGAGAGAGCGGGACCGGGAGAGAGAAAGAGAGAGGGAUAGAGACAGGGAGAGGGAGCGAGAGAGGGAGCGCAGCCACUCCUCCCCAUCACACCAAAGUGAUGAGGAACGUCAGCGUCAAAGGGACCACAGUGAGCGGGGACACGACAGGCAUCGUGAGCGGUCCAGUCGGGAGAAGGAGGAGAGACACCGAGAGAGGAGACAUCGGGACAAGGACGAGGGACGACACAAGUCCUCACGCAGCAGCAGCAGCAGGAGGAAGAGGCACAGCAGUGAGGAGGGUCAGGUCCACAGGCGGUCCCGGCACAAACGGCAAAAACGCAGCAGCCGCGAGACCAAUGAGGAACCGCCCCGCACCAACCAGGAGAGCCAAUCAGAGGCAGCCGAGUGACAUUCCAGUCAGCAGUUCGACCAAUGAGAGAGUCCGGGAGUCACUCGCCUACCUUUGGCUCAGCCAAUCAAAGCACACGCUCAGUGCGAGCCAUAUUCUUUUUCUGUUACAUUGCCAGCUCCAAAUGAAAGUAUAAUAAGUUGAAGUGUGCGUUAUAAUUUAUAGGAGAUGAAAAGAGGGAGACGAAAAACUUGAAGAUCAUUUUUAAUUUAUUUAUUUAAUUAUAUUACUUGAGCCCUGCUCUGAUGUGCCAAAACUGUUCAGGGGUAUUUGUAAGUUAUUAAUACCUUUGUUUUACCCUUAGGAAGGAUGUAGAUUUUGUUUAAUUACAAAGAUAAUUAUUUAUAAAUGUUUUGAUUCAA